Molecule: messenger RNA, 1352 nt
Organism: Galendromus occidentalis (western predatory mite)
Lineage: Eukaryota; Metazoa; Arthropoda; Arachnida; Mesostigmata; Phytoseiidae
Exons: 7
Coding region: 117-1235 (372 amino acids)
Source: RefSeq, a predicted model, not a curated record
UUUCUCUAGGGUAGUCAAGUGUCUAGUCGCCGAACAUAAAAUUAUUCGGCUUCCGUCGGCGCAUCUGGGGAUCUGACGAACGUCACUCCCCUUAACAAGGCGUUGAAUCCCUAAGGAUGGACAUACAGAGAGGUCCCGAUGGGGAAUUCAUCCCUAUGGAUUUGUUAUCCCGAGGUUUGCCGGGAAAGCUGGCGGAGGUAUCGGACUGCGCGAUCGAAGCAAGUGAAUUCUCAGACUUCCGCAAAGGGCUCCCGGAAUGCCUAGCUCAAGCGAAGCACUUCCUCAGAUCAGGAACGGUCUUGGCCGUCAGUGAUUGGCCUAUAUUAGCCCUUCUGAUGGCUCAUCAAGAUCCCCUAGCCCCCUACUCCUCCGAGUUCUGCAGUAAUCUCGCGCAACAGAUUCUUAAUGGAGUGAGCUUCCCGGAAGAUGUCGUGAAUCGUGUUUUCUCCAUGAUAAAGCCGCGGCUCUCGAAGGAAUCUUGGCCUUACUACUUGGGCGAGAGAUAUAUCCUGAUGUCCAUAUGCAAGAUAUCCCCGAAUCCGACUCAGCAGCUGGAACUUAUUUCCAACAUCGGCGGUUCACAUCUUCCGGAGAAUCGGAGGAUUGCAGCAGUGAGCCUCAAACACCUCGUCAGUGCUUUUCCCGAUCAUGAUGGUGGAGAUGGAUUGGACGCCGACGCCGUCCUCGACGCUAUGAUACGACUCUCUCGCGGGCGUGAUCUGGAAGUUUUGGGUCCCGUUUACGAGGGGAUCCACGCUCUCCUCUUCUCUGCCAAGCGCUGCCAUCAUCGUAGGAGCGAGACUUACCGACUGAUACUCCGUAGCUGUGCGCUGGCUAUAACUGUGGAAGAGAAGUUACUUUACGCAGAGGUUCUGAGGAAAAUUGUCGAGUCCUCGAAAAAAGCAACCCUUGAGCACACGAACAUGACCCUGGAUGUUCUCGAGUUUUGGAGUUCCGGACCGGCUACAAGAAACUCUGCGCUGUCUGUUCUUCGGUCCAUGCUCAUUCGAGGAGGUGUGGCGGGCAGUUGGGGUCGCGUUGCGAAAAUUCUCCUGAAUUGUACAAUGUCCAGCUCUUGUGAGGACAAGCGCCUGAUAGAAGAUUGCAGAGACUUCCUGCAGAGAAUCCGGACGUCCGAAGAGUCCGACAGCGAAAGGAAAGUUUUCGAAAGGUUGCUCGUCCCGCGCGCCGACGACGGACGGGACUCUUCUCGCCGCACGACUUCUCUAUUCUGAUGCUCAUAUAGAUAUGUACAUAUAAUGCAAAUACUUUAUGAUAUGUACAUAUAUGUAAAUCUUGUCCUCGAGAAAUGGUCAAAUGCACUUCCUUCUGGUUCUCAGAAAUCAGAUCUA